Molecule: messenger RNA, 1413 nt
Organism: Zingiber officinale
Lineage: Eukaryota; Viridiplantae; Streptophyta; Magnoliopsida; Zingiberales; Zingiberaceae
Product: serine/threonine-protein kinase PBL34-like
Exons: 5
Coding region: 283-1233 (316 amino acids)
Biological process (GO): protein phosphorylation
Molecular function (GO): ATP binding; protein kinase activity
Source: RefSeq, a predicted model, not a curated record
UUUUCUUCUUGAAAAUCAAAUAAGGAAGAAAAACAAAGAGAGGAGCAAAUAGACGAAAAGCCGCUUUCGUUUCGCAUAUACCUCGAUGAUGGUGGUGGCGACCGACGACGACUUCACCUUUCCUAUCAAUUCUUUUUACCAAUUCGCUUGCUUAUCUUCGUCGUUGCCUCUGCUUCUCCUUUCUUCCUCUUCGACAUGGAAUCGUCGCGUUCUGCUUCGCUCGUUUUGAUUUCCUUCCGAUAGAUAGUCGUGUCCGCUGCGUUCCUGGAGGAGGCGGCGGUGAUGGGGCAGAGCUGCGGCUGCUGGUCAGCCAUCGCUGGUGGGUUUCGGGGAGAUUGUGGAACGUCGGAGGCCGCGGCCAGCGCAUCGCCUAACGCGAUCCAGCUCAAGACUAGUGUGGUCUACGACGCAGCAACUGAGACAAGAUAUUUAAAUGCUAGCAACCGUGAACUUGCCUCUUCUCAUGAGUCUGCUUUCUCGAAGGAAAAUAAUCAAGAUGCAACAUCUGAGGACAAAACAUCUCAUAAAUUACUUCAAUUUACUUUCCAGGAGCUGAAAUCUGCUACAGGUAAUUUUCGACCAGACAGUAUUCUUGGGGAGGGUGGAUUUGGAUAUGUUUUCAAAGGAUGGAUAGAGGAGAAUGGCACAACUCCUGCAAAACCAGGCACAGGUCUUACUGUUGCUGUCAAGAGUCUGAAGCCUGAUGCACUCCAGGGUCAUAGGGAGUGGGUUGCUGAGAUUAACUUCCUUGGACAAUUACAUCAUCCUAACCUUGUAAAGCUGAUAGGUUAUUGCAUUGAAGAUGAUCAGAGACUUCUUGUCUAUGAAUUCAUGUCUAGAGGAAGUCUUGAAAACCACCUUUUCCGGAGACACUUGACAUCAAAGAGCGACGUCUAUAGUUUUGGAGUUGUGUUGCUUGAAAUUUUAACUGGUCGAAGAUCCAUGGACAAGAAUCGGCCUAGUGGGGAGCAAAAUCUAGUGGCAUGGGCAAAAAUGUACUUAGGCGAUAGGCGAAGGCUUUAUCAAAUUAUAGAUCCUCGUUUGGAGUUCAACUACUCGAUUAAAGGAGUACAGAAGGUUGCUAAGAUAGCGUACUGCUGCCUCAGCAGGGAUUCCAAAGUUCGUCCUUCGAUGGAAGAAAUUGUAAAGAAUCUCAUCCCACUCCAAGACCUCAAAGACAUGGCUUCAUUAUACUUUCACUCUCGAACAUCCCGAGGUAAACCUUCUCGUUAACAAAUAUUUUGCUGCGAUACUGGGAGGCUAAUGUUGUGAUUGUAUUUCUUCAACCAAAUAAUGUUUGUGGGUUCUAAUCACCGUUUCUACCUAAAAUCUGAAUGAGUUAACUUCUGUGUUGUCAAUAUAGGCCAUAAAUGAUUCCAUAUGCUUGUUUUAAUUUGGAUGACCCCUAUAUCA